AUGGUCAAAAUCACUGGCUUCACCACGCGGGACGUGAGGUUCCCGACGUCGCUUGACAAGACCGGUUCAGAUGCUAUGAACGCAGCAGGUGACUACUCCUCCGCCUACUGCAUCAUCACUACCGACUCAGAACACUCCGGACAUGGCAUGACCUUCACAAUCGGCCGCGGCAACGAAAUUGUUUGCGCAGCAAUCUCCCUGCUCGCCCCAAUGGUCGUUGGCAAGGAUCUGGACGAGAUGACCGCAGACUGGGGCAAGACCUGGCGGUACCUCGUCUCUGACAGCCAGCUUCGCUGGAUCGGCCCCGAGAAGGGUGUGAUUCACCUCGCCCUCGGUGCUGUCGUCAAUGCCCUCUGGGAUCUGUGGGCUAAGACCCUUGGCAAGCCCGUCUGGCGCAUUGUUGCGGACAUGACCCCCGAGGAAUUCGUGCGUUGCAUUGACUUCCGUUACAUCACUGAUGCCAUCACGCCCGAGGAGGCUAUUAGUCUUCUGAAGGAGGUUGAGUCUGGCAAGCAGGAGCGUAUUAAGGAGGCCGAGGCUAGCCAGGCUGUCCCUGCUUAUACCACCAGUGCCGGAUGGUUGGGAUACAGCAAGGAUAAGCUCAAGUCGUUGUUGGAGCAGAGUGUCCAGCAGGGAUAUAGGCAUUUCAAGCUUAAGGUUGGAGGAGAUUUGGAAGAUGACAAGACUCGCUUGCGUAUUGCACGUGAGGCUAUCGGGUAUGACAAGGGUAAUAUUCUGAUGGUUGAUGCCAACCAGGUCUGGUCUGUCCCCGAGGCUAUUACCUGGAUGCAAGAACUCGCAGAGUUCAAGCCCUGGUUCAUCGAAGAGCCCACCUCCCCCGAUGACAUCCUUGGCCACGCCGCCAUCCGCAAGGCCUUGGCCAACACCCCCACGGCCCUGUGGGCGUCGCCACUGGCGAGAUGUGCCAGAACCCUUCUGCAGGCCGGUGCCUUGACUGUACUGCAGCCUGACGCCUGCCGUGUCGGCGGUGUGAACGAGGUUUUGGCUAUUCUUUUGCUGGCACGCAAGUUUGGCGUGCCUAUCGUGCCGCACUCAGGCGGUGUUGGUCUACCAGAGUACACCCAGCACUUGAGCACGAUCGACUAUGUUGUUGUUACCGGCAAGAAGAGUGUCCUCGAGUAUGUGGAUCACCUCCACGAGCACUUCGUUCACCCAUCCAGCGUCAAGGAUGGUUACUAUUCUACUCCCUUGGAGCCUGGGUACAGUGUUGAGAUGAAGGCUGAGAGUAUGGAUGCUUUCGAGUACCCCGGUCAGGAGGGAAAGAGUUGGUGGAGAUCCGAGGAAGCUAAGAGCAUUAUUGAUGGACCCAGAGUUGUAUAG
Molecule: messenger RNA, 1341 nt
Organism: Penicillium crustosum
Lineage: Eukaryota; Fungi; Ascomycota; Eurotiomycetes; Eurotiales; Aspergillaceae
Exons: 5
Coding region: 1-1341 (446 amino acids)
Biological process (GO): carbohydrate catabolic process; amino acid catabolic process
Molecular function (GO): magnesium ion binding; hydro-lyase activity
Source: RefSeq, a predicted model, not a curated record